AUGACAUUCCGUUCUCGAUCGGGAGGACCCGUGAAGAAACGAGGCAACAAGAAACAAACUCAUACUCGAAAACUACAUCAUCCACCCCCACCUCCAAAGGAAGAACAACCUCCUCCUCCACCUGCUUCCUCCCUACCACUACCCUCGUCAUUAGAGAGCGGACCAUUCAACCCACCAGACUCAGAGAUACUCGCGUUGCUCCAUAGGGCAUUACAUGAAAGCUUAUCGUCGGACAACUUUGUGGAUACCGUACAGCGGAUCAAGGGGUUAUUGUACGAUAAGAAAUGGUUAGAGGUGUUUUGUGGACCGGAGAGUGUACUUGAGAGUUAUGCGGGGAGAUGGGUACCUUCGAGAGUAUGUUGUUUUAGGGAGGUGAUGGAUAAGCUUGUGUAUGAGGUAUUUAGUGGUGAAGAGGGUGGACGGGAGGAGAGGAUGGCGAAGCUGAAUGUGGAUGAAGAUGAAGAAGACGACGAAGAUGACGAAGAAGAGGAUGAGGAUGAGGAUAAUGUCGAAGACGACAACGAUGAGGCUGGAAAGUCCGAAGACGAUGAUGAGCAAGAGGACGACGCAGAGACCUCACGGAAUACCGCUGAAUCAUCCACUCAACCCAUGUCCCAUCCAACACAUCACAUCCUCUCUUUAGGUGGUGGUGCAGGAUCCGAAUUUCUGGCCAUAGCAGCCCUUAUCCGAUCAGUACUUCUCACACGACCACAUUCGCAUCCUAACUUCACAUGGACAGGUAUAGAUAUAGGCAAUUGGCAUAAUGUACUAAGGAAGAUGGAAGAUUCCAUCAGGAUAGAUUGGAAGAUCGAUAAAUCUAUUUUGGACGUCGAUUAUAUCAAAGGCGAUCUAUUAUCUCUUUCUACCUCUACGAAUGCUCAGUCUUCCUCUCAAUCAACACAGAGCCCCAGUCAUGCUUCUCAGACACCUCAACCAAUCGACUUGACUUCUACUCUUCUGUCCAAACCGCCCAAACUCAUCACUUUAUUCUUCACCCUUACCGAACUUCUUACUCAAUCCCGUCCACGUACCCUCCAACUUCUUAAUACUCUAACGGAAAACACACCAACAGGAACACUUUUCCUGGUUAUUGACUCGGCAUCUGACAUAUCUGACUUUUCACUAGGUAAAGAAGGUAGGAAAUACCCCGUGUACAUGAUUAUAGAUAUGCUUUUAUCGUCCAAAGGGAGGGGAUGGGAGAAAGUGAAAGGAGAGGAUUCUAGAUGGUUCAGAUUUGGUGAAGGAGUUGGGGCUGGAUGGAAGGUGAAAUUGGAAAACACAAGGUAUUGGUAUAGACUUUACAGAAGGGUUUGA
Molecule: messenger RNA, 1314 nt
Organism: Kwoniella mangroviensis CBS 8507
Lineage: Eukaryota; Fungi; Basidiomycota; Tremellomycetes; Tremellales; Cryptococcaceae
Exons: 1
Coding region: 1-1314 (437 amino acids)
Source: RefSeq, a predicted model, not a curated record